CUGGGCGAAACGUCACGAAACGGUUGGAAUAUACAGCUGUCACUGUGGACUCUAUCACGGUUUGAUGUUUUCAAUAUUUCUUUGUUCCACAAGACAAUGAAAAGCGAAUACCGAGUCUAAUAAUAACCAGGCUGAUAUGAAGGUACCAAUUACCAUCUACCGAUUGUUCUAUCUUCUAUGGUACCGGAAAUAAUGUCAAUAAAUUAAGCAUUCAAGCACUAAAUGUCUACACAAAACGCCGUCUCAAGAGGAAUACCACAGUGUUACAGCGUUCUUAUAUCAACGACUGCAUGCUCUUCAACGCCGGAAAACGAAGAAGAACCAAAGGACAAUGAUUGUGAGCAGUUUCAGCCUGCGUUAAUUAAAUCUGAAUCCCUAAACAAUGGACAGAUUACCUCACCAAAAAACAGGUAUCAGCUGCUCACUGAGUCCAAGAAAUCUCCUCCCCUACAAUGGCGCCCGACACUCCAAAGAGCCGAAACAAUAGACUCCACUCCAAAAAGCUCAUUAUCUGAGCUUCACUCACAGAAACGGAAUUAUGCUGAAAAUUAUCCGCGGCACCAGAAUGGUUCGACUCGAAUGCGGGCUAACAGCAUUUCAACUGGAAGAAUCAGGUAUUCCGAUCACAAACCUCACCGAUCCCUUCCAGAGCAAAGCUUGUGUAGUCGAGUCAGUCCCCCCGUGCAAACCAAAAAUGUAGCAACGAGUACCUCUCCACCUCCCUAUGACCCAAAUGGCCCAAUAUCCGAGUUGGAUACUACACUAAGGAACUCUUUUAAUUCACCAUUUUUUCACCCUCAGAGCCCCCCGGUAAGUCCCUUGCCUAACUCUUCCCGAUACCAUAUCCACUCUAAAGGAACGCAAUGGACCCCAUUCCAAGUGUCUGCAAUGACAAGGACCAGUCCAAUACACAUGCAGCAGAAGUGUCUCAGGUCACCAAGAAGUCCUGUGGCAGCUUCUCUGAUAAGAUCUCAGUCAGUCGCAAUUCCAAGGAGUCCUUCACCACAGUCGCUACUGAGAGUUUUAUCUCAGGACUCCCAAAAUAAACAAAGCCAACAGCAACCACAUGUUCAUCACCACCACCAUCACCAUCACCAUCACCAUUAUCAGCAACACUUUCUCCAGCAACCACAACAGCAGCAGCAGCAGCAACAACAAUCCCACCAACUCCAAAAUCCACCACCUCCACCUCUACCACAAACACAAUAUCAACAACAACAGCACCAACAGCUUUACCAACAGCCACAACAGCAAAUUCAACAACUCCAACAUUAUCAUCACCCACAACAAUUACAACUACAGCAACAACAGCAAAUUCAACACCAACAACAACACCACCAACAACAACAUCAACAACAACUACAACAGCCACCACAACAAUUACAACAACUUCCACCACAUAAAAUUAGAACUAUACAGCAAGAAAACAGUCCUGUCUUUACUUUUCAACAAAAUACAAUUAUUUCAUCACCAAAUUCCUCUUCCAGGCACCAAUGGAAUCAAGUAUCACUUGUACGAUCUCAGACAAUAUCAACAUCAAGAAGUCCACUGAAUUUGCCAGCCUGGAACCUCGUUCCAGAAUACGCACGUCCAAAACCCUUUCCAGCAGCUCGGAUAGGUACGCAACGCAUUCUGUCAACAAACCAACCUCUGCCUAACGCCGGUCCUCAAAACAUAUGUCCAGAAAAUUGUAAACUUCCGGUUGUUCGGCACUCACUGUCAGUGCAGAGUACACCGUUGAACGCUACACGCCUAAUUCAUACUGCAUCUACGCCAUGUGCUACUGCCUUCUCGGAUAGCACCAUGAACUUUGCUGCCAACCAAAAGUGGCGCAUCAAACACAUAUCCUAUCCUUCUCCUGACUAUAGUAUGCUGCAUAAGAAAAAUCUGGAAAAUGGAUCUUUAGUUGAUCAAGCCGACAAUGUCAGUGAUGUCAGUGAUGACGUUAACAGUAGUAGCAGUGAUGCAUCUAUAUGUCGUAUUUGCCAUGAAGGAGAGAGCACAGCCAAACUUAUUUCGCCUUGUUAUUGUACUGGAUCAAUGGGGAAGCUACAUGUAACAUGUUUGGAACGAUGGUUAGGAUCUUCUUAUAUGAACAGGUGUGAAAUUUGUGGUUACGAAUACAUUGUGUUACGGCAGCCAAAGCCGUUCAUUGAGUUUUUAAAAAACCCAGGUACGCAAAAUGAAAAGCGUCACUUGAUGUGUGACAUUCUGUGCUUCUUCAUGCUGACACCAUUGGCUGGUGUGAGCAUCUGGCUAUGUCUGGUGGGCGCCGAAUUCUUUUUGCAGUGGGACAUCCGUUGGGAAGUACCCGGCCUGGCCUGCCUCGCUGUCUUUCUGCUCAUCAUCUACAUCGUCUGGUGCACGGUUGCAUUUCGGUAUCAGUAUCGGAUUUGGACAGAAUGGAAAUGCCGUAACCAGACUGUGCAAAUAAAAAGUGUCUCUGAAGAAAAAAGGAACCUCCCGGAAAUCAUUGCCAACCGCAACAGUAACCCUCUUCCUCCUAGUGAUAUACCAGCCAGCCUGAACACAAGCCUGCCUCUCUGGUGUACACUGAGCAGCCAGACAGUCCUGCCCCACGGUCGACAGACAGAGCGAAUCCCGUCGCCGCCGGAUGUUUUGCCUGUGCCUCCACCGCCGUCGCCUCCGUCGCCACCUCCCCAGCCUCCGUCGCCACCGCCGCCGCCCCAACCGCCGACUAUGCCUCCUACUUCCUUGCCACCGGCGAGCACGGCAGCUACGACGACCACCGUGAUAAACAUUCCCAGCCGACACAUGUCACCGUCCCCCAAAAUGAGGGACUUCGAACGCAGCCAACAAUGGAGGCUGUCGCCUCCACAAUGUGGCACGGAACCGAACGACUCUUCCCCAUCCCGCAGAAUGUCACCUCAGUGUGGCGUUGAGCCCUAUGACGCGACUCCACACUGGAGGCUAUCGCCGCAGUGUGGUGGUGGUGGUGGAUCUGAUCCCAAAGAACAAACGCCACCAUACUGGAGGUUAUCACCUCAGUGCAGAGCGGAGCCAAAAGACUCAGCGGCACAGAAUAAUUAUGAACUGAGACUUUGGCAGCAAAAUCCAGAACGAACUUGCCUUGACCCGACAGCACAGAAAGAAAAUAUAAUAAAUAAUCAAGCUAUGUGACAUUGAUAAUAUUUGGCAAUCCAACAUAUAAAAAUAUAACCAUGUGCGUGUGUGUGGGUGUGCAUAUAUAUAUAUGUGCAUGUGUGUGUGUGUCUAUAUAUAUAUAUAUAUAUAUAUAUGCAUGUAUGCAUGUAUAUACAUACACAUGUAUGUAUGUG
Octopus bimaculoides (California two-spot octopus) is the source of this 3299-nucleotide messenger RNA. RefSeq lists its product as uncharacterized. Lineage: Eukaryota; Metazoa; Mollusca; Cephalopoda; Octopoda; Octopodidae. Gene Ontology annotation, molecular function: zinc ion binding; ubiquitin-protein transferase activity. Gene Ontology annotation, biological process: protein ubiquitination. The record is from RefSeq and is a predicted model, not a curated record.